Messenger RNA from Juglans microcarpa x Juglans regia, 477 nucleotides. Its product is annotated as 60S acidic ribosomal protein P2-like. Gene Ontology annotation, molecular function: structural constituent of ribosome. The record is from RefSeq and is a predicted model, not a curated record. Gene Ontology annotation, cellular component: cytosolic large ribosomal subunit; ribosome. Gene Ontology annotation, biological process: cytoplasmic translational elongation. The transcript has a single exon. Bases 10 to 477 code for a protein of 155 amino acids. NCBI's taxonomy places the organism in Eukaryota, Viridiplantae, Streptophyta, Magnoliopsida, Fagales, Juglandaceae.
CUAUAUAUAAUGCUACAAGAUCCCAUCUUUUCACGUAUAACUUGUGUACGCCCAGUACUACUAUGCUCUGAUCUCGCUCUAUUGCUUUUGUUUGAUCUCUCGCUCUUUUCCCCGUUUUCUCUAGAAAACAUGAAGGUGAUUGCUGCGUAUUUGCUGGCUCUUUUGGGAGGGAACACAAGCCCUUCCGCUGAAGAUAUCAAGAACAUCCUUGGCUCGGUUGGAGCCGAAGCUGAUGAUGAUAAGAUAGAGCUUCUUCUGUCACUGGUCAAGGGCAAAGACAUUACAGAACUUAUUGCUACUGGGCGGGAGAAGUUGGCCGUUAUGUCUUCUGCUCAUGGUUUUGCAGUUGCAGCCACCGUUGCAGAUGGUGGUGCUGUUGCUGCUGCUGCCGCCGCUGCGGAGCCAAAGAAAGAGCUGGAAAGGGUGGAGGAGAAAGAGGAAUCUGAUGAAGAAAUGUGCUUCAGUCUCUUUGAUUAA